Molecule: messenger RNA, 1230 nt
Organism: Macrosteles quadrilineatus (aster leafhopper)
Lineage: Eukaryota; Metazoa; Arthropoda; Insecta; Hemiptera; Cicadellidae
Product: lysozyme M1-like
Exons: 2
Coding region: 81-734 (217 amino acids)
Biological process (GO): cell wall macromolecule catabolic process; carbohydrate catabolic process; peptidoglycan catabolic process
Molecular function (GO): lysozyme activity
Source: RefSeq, a predicted model, not a curated record
CAAGUCAGAUAACCCUAUAUAAAUUGGUUCACUUUUUAUCUCAAAUCAUUUAACAGUUAGUUGGUCGUUCAGUGUUAGUUAUGCUCAAGAUGGUGACCUGCAUGUAUAUACUAUUAUUUACACUUGUGGCUUGGGUAGCUGCAGAAGACAAGGUGGUAGACGUUUCCCACUGGAAUGGUCGGAUCAACUGGACUGAAGUAAGGGCAGCUGGAGUGAAACUCGCCAUCGCCAAAGCUACUGAGGGAGGCACAUACACAGACGACACCUUCGCAACCAACUGGAGAGGGAUAAAACAAAGCGGUAUUCAGCCCGGGGCCUACCACUACCUCAGGGGUGGCACAUCCACGGCGCAGGCUCAAGUGCAGAACAUUAAAAACGCCUUGAAAUCCGUCAAUUUUGGUGCGAACGAUAUGCUCGUCAUUGACGUAGAAGAGCAGUUCAACCAGAACGUCAGCAAAGACAAGAUGGCGGACGUUUUGAAAGCUGUUCUCGACGGACUGAAGGGAAGUUUCAGUAACUUGUGGAUUUACACAGGACCUUCCUACUGGGAGAACAAGGUUGCCUGGAGGAAAUACGACUUUAGCCAAUACAAGCUAUGGAUUGCCCACUACACCACGAAAAGUCAACCGACAAUCCCUUCGACAUGGAAGACCAAGGGGUACAGUCUGUGGCAGUACACGGAUAAAGGGAGGGUGAACGGAAUCAGUGGAAAUGUGGACAUGAGUAGGUACUAGAACAAACUAUGAGUGUUUUAAAGAAGAGGCUCAUUACUAUUGAAAUUUUUCAUAUCUAUAAAAAUGAAGGUGAUGUAUAUGCGAAGUAAUCAAUAUUUUAUGUAUAGAAGUAAUAUACAUAAAUGAAACGUUUUGCUUACAUUUCGUAAAAGAACAACCCUAGCCUAACCGAAACCAAACCUUACCUAACCACAACUUAACUCAACCUAACCUCGUUUACGUGAUCUUUUUAAUAUAGAAUACAUUUCAAUGGUGGCGGCCCUAUUCGAGAAAACUGAUGUUAGUUUUGAAAGUGAUUAUUUAUUGCUUUUUUGUACACUAAACGGAUUCUUAUUUUUCUUUAAUGACUAAGCUGUGAUGAAUAACCCAUAAUACCCAACCUAUCCUAAAAUUAAAUCCAGGUCUAUUAUAAACAAUACUGAUGAGUAUAACUGAGAAGUUACACAAUUAACGUUGAAUUAAUUUUACAGCAAAAUUAUAUGACUUUGUAAAAAUA